UUAAUCCAACCCACCUGUGGAGUAACUCCUCCGCUCCGCUCCCUUCGUCAAUCUUCCUACUUUUCUUUUCCUCUUCCACCUGUUUUGUCUUCAGGUAGUCGAGAUGGCUCAGUUCCUGAGAGGCAAGCAAGCUGGCAUUCAAAAGGACUUGUCUGAAGGCCUGUCGCCGGACUUGUUCGCCCUUGACGAUGUUGCUCGAUGUGGUAUAAACUCUCAGAUCAGCGCAAUCGCAUACGAUCCCGUCCAGUCCCUCCUCGCGGUCGGCACCAGUGAUACACAGUUCGGAAGUGGGCAGAUCUAUGUGUUCGGCCAACGACGGGUGUGCGUCGUCUUCACCCUGCCACGCAAGGCAUCCGCGAAAUUCCUUCAAUUUAGUGCCGACAAGCUUAUCAGCGUCGAUUCCAAGAAUGAAAUUUGCGUCUACUCCCUCGAGUCCAAGCAGAUGCUGGUCUCCUAUGCGCCUCCAAGCCAUGUGACUGCAUUGCUCACCGAUCCAAGCCUCGACUAUGCCUUUAUCGGUUUACAGAGUGGUGAUGUUAUCGCCUAUGAUCUCGACCGUGAGAAUUUGACGCCAUUCAAGAUCCCCAAUCUCUGGGCAGGAAGAAACCCGCGGGUGCGGCUUUUCCCUGUCGUCAGUCUCGCCUUUUCGCCUCGUGAUAUCGGAAAGGUCUUGGUUGGAUAUCCGGACGGUGCUGUCACUUUCACCUUCAAGCAAAACGUGGCCCAGAAAUACUUUGAAUAUGAAGUACCUCCCGGUGCAUUGGGCGGUAAUUCCGAUAUUCCGGUCAACGACGUGCGCAAACCCAAGUUAACCAGGGCCCUUUGGCAUCCCAAUGGUAUUUUCGUGUUGACAGUCCACGAAGACAGUAGUCUGGUCCUUUGGGACUCGAAGGAUGGUCGCAAGAUCAUGGCUAGGACGAUUCAAGCCGCUAAUGUUGACGAGCCAGGUGUCGUCUCGGACAGGCCGAUUUCCUCGGGUGGUGGCCUUGGCUUCAAGGAUCCUAUAACUCAACUGGCCUGGUGUGUGAAGGGCAACGGUGAUGAUACUGGUUUGUUGAUUGCUGGUGGUAACAUUGCAUCUGAAGGUAAGAAAGGCCUUACCUUCUUAGAUAUGGGAUCCACUCCCAAUUACCAAACGUCUUCUUGGCCAAUGCUUGCGAAGUAUUUUGAGAGCCCGAAGCAGAAAGUGGACAUCCCAACUCCGCCAGGUGCGGAGGUGGUCGAUUUCUGUCUCAUUCCGCGCUCCUCGCCUUACUACGGUGGUGCUCAUGACCCCAUUGCCCUCAUCGCCCUUCUUUCGUCGGGCGAAUUGAUUACCAUGAGCUUCCCCAGUGGCCAUGCAAUUACGCCUACGAAUAUGCUUCAUCCUCAUCUUUCUUUCGUCCACCCCUUUGUGAACAAAAUGAUUUUGACCCCAGUCGAUCGAUCGGCUUGGUUGGGUCUGAAGGAGAGGCGAUCACAAGGACCUAAGUUUUUGCUUGGCGGUGCUGAGGGCAAAAAGACUCUCAAGCGCUUUGAAAACCGUAACGUCCUCACAACCGCGCAUGCAGAUGGGACCAUUCGUCUCUGGGACGUCGGUCACGAUGAUGAAAUUGAGAACGCCGAGGUAAUCCAGGUCGAUUUAGCUCGCGCGGUGGGCCGCGUCAGUAAUGUAGAAGUCACCCAGCUAUCGAUGUCAGGGUCCACAGGCGAACUUUCUGUCGGCCUGAGGAGUGGAGAAGUCGUCGUCUUCAGAUGGGGAAACAACCGAAACUUUGGCCUUGAUGAGCGUGCGGGCCCCAAUGAAGGACCUGGGGCCAUGACCAACAUCACUCACAGAACCGAUCCUGGACUAAAACAGGGACUUCUUUCACUUACCCUUUUGGACAUGCAACAAGGACCAGUGACUGCCUUGAAGCAUAGUUUGGUGGGAUUCGUGGCUGCUGGGUUUGAAGGUGGUAGUCUGGCAAUCAUUGACUUGCGCGGUCCAGCAGUCAUCCACACAGCGCAGAUGUCUGAAUUACUCAAAGCAAACAAACGCAGUAGCUUUUUGAAGUCCCGCCAUACUGAAGAUUCUUCUCCAGAAUGGCCUACCAGCAUUGAGUUUGGGGUUAUGACUUUGGAGGGUGAAGAUUAUUCGAGCAUUUGCUGCUUUGUCGGCACUAACAGAGGUAAUCUGGCGACUUUUAAGAUCCUCCCCGCUAGUGAUGGAACCUACAUGGCUGCUUUUGCCGGUCAUUCUUCGCUUGAUGACAAGGUUAUCAAUAUCAUCCCUAUUGACUCAGAAGCCGGUAGUCCCGCUUUGGCCACCCCAAAUGUUGUCGCAGGCUUGCGAACUGGGCUAAAGGUUGAUGGUGUCGUCAUUGCGGUUACUGCCUCUGGCUGCAGGAUGUUCAAACCUGCGACCUCCAAGGGUGCUCAUAAAACCUGGGAUGAUUAUAUGUGUGAUUCUGCAGCUGUUGUGAAGACUGGAGGCCGUGGUUACAGCUUGGUUGGACUGUUCGGGGACGGGCGAACUCGAGCAUUCUCCAUCCCAGCUCUCAAGGAGAUUGGCAGCAGAAGCGUCGGUCACCUCAUUGAAAUGAGACGCUUUUCGGAAGCAGUCAUUUCCCCCACUGGAAGUGUUCUGGGUUGGGCAGGCCCAUCUGAAGUGGCACUGUUCAACGUUUGGGGAUCUGGUGCCACAUUGCGACCUUCUGAAGAUCAACUUUUCAAUGUGCAAGCAGUCCUUCCCCCACGGCCAACAAUCACCAAUGUCCAGUGGAUUUCCGGUACACAAUACGUGUCUCCUGCCGACAUGGAUAUUCUCAUCGGAGGACCUGAUCGGCCACCAUCUAAGCGAAUGCAAGAGCAGAUGCGUCUCGAUGAGCAAGAACGCCGCAGAGCUGCUCGAGAAGGGCGAUCUACAUAUAACCAACCUCCCGCCCAGGGGAACGAUGAGGGUUACUUGUCUUACAUGUCGCGUCAGGUCCAGGAACGUACAAACAACCUUUCCAUCACAGGCGACCACAUGGACAGGCUAGAAGAGAACAGCAGCAACUGGGCGAGAGACGUCAAUAAAUACGUUUCGAAUCAGAAGAAGAAGGCAGUUUUUGGAAGUAAGUCACCUUUACAUUUCCUUUGACAUUGAGUCAUACUGAUGAAAACUAUAGUGUUGGGAUCCAAGUUUGGGCUUUAAUUCUAUGUUUACGAUUAUGGUACUGUGGUAGAUUCUACAGUGCAAGAGAGGAAGGUAUUGGUCAUAAUAUUCUUAAAACAAUUCAUCUUUAGCUGCAUACCCAAGUUUUGUCAAUUCUGUUUACGUGCUAUCCAAAUGGACCACUGGUGGUUCAAUGGUUUGUGUCGUUUUCUGUUAUAUGAUGUUCAACCGAAGAAUGAAAUGUACUAUCUUUGAUCCUAGUUACUCUGAAUUAAUAUAGUUGUUCCAACU
Aspergillus wentii DTO 134E9 is the source of this 3409-nucleotide messenger RNA. RefSeq names its product putative SNARE-dependent exocytosis protein (Sro7). Gene Ontology annotation, biological process: establishment of cell polarity; regulation of exocytosis; regulation of protein secretion. The coding region runs from base 104 to 3103 and encodes 999 amino acids. The transcript is spliced from 5 exons. Gene Ontology annotation, cellular component: cytoplasm; plasma membrane. The record is from RefSeq and is a predicted model, not a curated record. Gene Ontology annotation, molecular function: GTPase activator activity; syntaxin binding; myosin II binding. NCBI's taxonomy places the organism in Eukaryota, Fungi, Ascomycota, Eurotiomycetes, Eurotiales, Aspergillaceae.